UAAAACGAACACUACCAUGUGUUGCUGUUGAUAUGUGAAACCUUAGCUAAUGUUAGCCACAUCUUAAUGCAUCAUGGUGAAGUAAGGGGUUUGCUUUGAUAACUGGCAGCGACUUGUGAGCCACUGCUUUACAUGUUCACUUCACAAACAAUAUACAGCGUACAUGUUACUUGACGUUACGUGGUUAUAUUGGUUUCUGUUAGAAGUGAGGGCAGUUGGUGGGUGUUGCUAGCAAACCUAACGUCACUAACUUUAGCGAGCUAACGUUAGCUUAGCGAGCUGUCUGUUUUCACUCUCACGAGUGAGUUUAGACUCUGAUGUUGCACAUGUCUAACGCCACGGAAAUGAUCUUGCCACCCGAAUGGGACGACGAAGAGAGGAUGAAUUUUAUGUUCUCGGACUUCAAUGAGAACCGAGAUGUCAACACGACAGACUGGGACAGUAAGAUGGACUUCUGGACGGCUCUGAUUGUUAAAGCCUGCCGGGACCGAGGCACCGUUUAUGUCAGCCUGAAGGACCUGAACAAAACAUUCAGGAGGAAAGAGAGAUCCCCGCUGGGCUUGGCGACUGUCAUCCAGUCUAUGGCCAGAUGUGGGAAGAUCCAGAGGGAGUCUGAGUUUGCUGCCAACAUGGACUGUGGCUGGUUGUCCUGGGGUGUAGGCCUGCUGCUGGUGAAGCCUCUGAAAUGGACCUUCUCCACCCUGCUGGGAAGUAGCCAGGUGUCUCUAGACGAGUCCUUUGUAGUGAUUGAACUAGUGAAGGAGAAAGCAGCAGAAUUACUCAAGGUGUACCGAAGCAGUGAGUUUGCAAGCUGCUCCAUCAUUUCAUUUCAAGAGCUCUGUACUCUCUCCUCUGAUGUCUGUGCGGAUGAGAGCACCCUGUGCAUGGCUCUCCUGCAGCUGCAGAGGGACAAGCAAGUGAUGGUUUCAUUGCACGAAGGAGAGAAGAUUGUCAAGUUUUGUCAGACUGGGCAAGAUUACAUUUCUUCUGUCAGCGAUGUGGAUAUGGGCAUCUACAAGCUGCAGCGCAGUCAGAAGCUUCUGGAAGAGCGGGUGGAGAAACUGGGCCUUGAAGCUGACAAGUGCAAAGAGGAAGCAAGGGUACUGCUGAGAGAAGGAAAGAAAUCCCAGGCACUGAGGUGUAUAAGAGGCCGGAAAAGGGUAGAAAAGAGAGCCGAGAGCUUGUUUGCCAAACUGGAGUCCAUCAGAGGAAUCCUGGACAGAAUAGCCCAGUCAGAGACUGAUAAGAUGGUUAUUCAAGCGUAUCAGGCCGGAGUGUCGGCCCUGAGACUCUCUCUGAAGGAUGUGACUGUGGAGCGGGCUGAGAGCCUUGUGGAUCAAAUCCAGGAGUUAUGUGACACUCAAGAUGAGGUGAACCAAACGUUAUCCAGUGGAGUGACCAGCGCAGAUGUAGACAUAGAUGAGCUGGAGGAGGAACUAAAAUCUUUGAUGGAUGAGUCAAAGCCGGAUAGUGUCUCAAGGUUCCCUGAGGUUCCAACAAACGAACAGGGACCCUCCGGAGGGCAGAGCCUCCCGGGUUCAGACCUGCUCAGUUCUCUGCCUGCGGUGCCUUACAGCCCCCUGGAUAUUACAGAUGAGCAGCUGGAGGAAGAAUUAAAUAAGUUAAACCUAACUGAUUCAGGCUUUCAACAGGAGAAGAAGACAUCGCCAGCCAGGAGAUUAGAGCCUGCACAGUGACGGCACAGACAAAAUAUGGCGAGUUUAAAUCUCUGCGUCAACAUAUCAAACUCUAUCUCUGAAGACGUUUCUGUGUGCCAGGGUUCAUAGAAUGAAAUAAAUUCAUGAAAAACUACAUAAGCAAUUGCUAAAUCUUAACUGUAAGAACUGUUAAAUCAAUAUAUCAGGAUGAAAACAAGGCACUUUCCUUCAGUUAGUGAACAUAGAAAUGCCUUUUCUUUGGAGGCAUGCCAAAAAGGAAUACCUUUUAAAUCUGCCAUCAGGAUCUGAAGAAUCUCAAGUCAAACAUUAUCAUUUUAACAGUUUAACAUAUUAUUUUUGGUAUGCCGCCACUAGGAAUGCUUUUAACUUUGUGGUAUUUUUGACUGAGUGUGAAUAAGUAUAUUUGUUGUGUGUUUAUUGAUGUGUUUAAUUGUCCCUCAUUGGCAUUCUUGUAAAGUCUAUUAAGUGGCCUUUGAAUUGUACAUGUUUAACUGAAAGGAAAGAGAAUAUUAUGCCAAAUGAUUGAAGUAAUAAGUAUGUUUAGUCUCACUGCCACAUACUUGUGAGGACUGAGAGGCCUACCUUAAGUGAGUUUAACCAAAUACGUUUCUCAAAAAUAAAAUGUAUUUUAAUCA
Molecule: messenger RNA, 2314 nt
Organism: Eleginops maclovinus (Patagonian blennie)
Lineage: Eukaryota; Metazoa; Chordata; Actinopteri; Perciformes; Eleginopidae
Gene: chmp7
Product: charged multivesicular body protein 7
Exons: 10
Coding region: 318-1697 (459 amino acids)
Biological process (GO): late endosome to vacuole transport via multivesicular body sorting pathway; vesicle budding from membrane
Cellular component (GO): multivesicular body; ESCRT III complex
Source: RefSeq, a predicted model, not a curated record